This is a messenger RNA of Protomyces lactucae-debilis, 1161 nucleotides long. RefSeq names its product pig-C. Gene Ontology annotation, biological process: GPI anchor biosynthetic process. The record is from RefSeq and is a predicted model, not a curated record. The transcript has 2 exons. Gene Ontology annotation, cellular component: glycosylphosphatidylinositol-N-acetylglucosaminyltransferase (GPI-GnT) complex; membrane. NCBI's taxonomy places the organism in Eukaryota, Fungi, Ascomycota, Taphrinomycetes, Taphrinales, Protomycetaceae. The coding region runs from base 1 to 1053 and encodes 350 amino acids.
AUGACAAAGCCAAGGACUCGUUCGCAGCUCCUGCGCAACAGCUACUCUGCCACUUCCCUGCCCAGCAAGCUUGCUCUAAGUCAUUUAGCUGCUCCCUCACAAAAAUCACAGACACUCACGACGUCCAAGAGAGCGCGCAAACCCUGGCGCAAGCUUCUUUGGGUCCAUCAAGAGUAUCCAGAUAACUGGGUAGAUGCAUCUUUCUUGGACAAAUUGCAACGUAAUGCCAAUGUGGUUGCAUAUGAUUUCUGGCCACUAGUAGGCGACUCAACAGUAUUGACGUCGCAUCUGGCUAGCGUCAUUGUCUUUGUUUGCGCUUUUGUGGGCAUCUAUGAUGAUGCAGCGAGUCCUCUGACUGUCGUCGGUGUGAGCACAGCACUGACGGUCCUUGGCUACCUCUACUGGACGUGGCAGACUGUUCAAUCUGCCAGACCCACACAGGAAUCAACCGUACGCACGACUGAGCACACUCGACCAGAAACCAUCAAAUCAGCAGUCUUGAUUGUCUUGACAAUCCUCGGCCUCUCACCCAUCCUCAACUCGCUGACACUGUCGUCUGAUAGCGAUUCGAUCUGGACGAUUGCGCUCUACCUCUUCCUUGCGAAUAUCGCAUUUCUUGACUACUCCCUACCAAAAAGCACAUACUCGAUGGGCAAUGCUGCAACGCACAAUUUGUCGUAUUCUGGAACACUUUCAACGAAUGCCGCCAUCAUGGCAUCUGUGGUGCUUGCAUCACGCCUUCGCGAAUCAUUCUCUGUAUUUGCACUCAUCCUCUUUGCAGUUGAAUGGUUUGCCUUGUUCCCCAUCUUUCGAAGAUUCCUACGACUCACUUCCUUCCGUGCAAGUCUAGCAUUGACGGUUGUGUUGGUCCUUGGCGCAUGCGUCACGCUUGCUUGGUGCGUUUCAACGCGACUUGCGGCACUUUGGAUCUCCAUGGUCAUCUUCAUCACCUUUGGAUGCCCGCUAUGGCUCAUUUCACUGCAAAAGUACAAAAAUGAGAUUCAUGGACCCUGGGAUAUCGCCAAACCCGUCCUCAAAGACGCCAUUUUAUAAAAGAAGAAAAUCUCCUACAAGACUGGCAGGAAGUUACCAACAAUCACCAUGGGAAUAUCGAAAACAUCGCGCUUGAUGGUGAAGCAGAAUGCACACGGUACUGGUCUC